Messenger RNA from Haemonchus placei, 567 nucleotides. Lineage: Eukaryota; Metazoa; Nematoda; Chromadorea; Rhabditida; Trichostrongylidae. The record is from the annotation of a GenBank genome assembly.
AUGACUGUAGCAGCUGAACGAAUAGAGCGGAAUUUUCGAAGACGUUCAUCAUUUAUCCACGAACAACGGCGUGAAAGACAUGAAACCCUUGCACCAUUGGAAGAAGUCAUCGUCGAUGUUGUUGACGGGAAACCAAAUCCGCGCUCUCCUCGGUAUAAGUCCGUUAGCGUCUGUCUGCCGUUGAUCUCACUAACACCAGCGGAUCGUACCGACAAUGUUUUCGAUAUGACGCGUCCCACGGUUCACAGGUGUGAAGGCUCGUCACGUUUUGUCGUAGAGCCGAGCUGCCACCCGGAUCUCCUUGACCCUAUGGAUUUACAAAGCAUAAGCUCCAGAUUGCGAGGUUUGUCGGGAUCUGAAGUCUUCCAUGAACCUCCCCAGAUGUAUGUAUAUCGUGAACGACCUGCUCCGGUUGUAUACACAAAUCGCAAACCAACCGACAUAGAUGCCUGUACUGCCUUCAUCAAGAAGCGCAAACAUACAUUAUGUGCAUGGACAUUCGGCAUUGUGGCUCUUAGUUUGAUAACAACCGUUAUAGUGCUACAGGCGACGGGUGUUCUGGGCUGA